This is a messenger RNA of Perca fluviatilis (European perch), 4058 nucleotides long. RefSeq names its product scavenger receptor class A, member 5 (putative) (gene scara5). Gene Ontology annotation, molecular function: ferritin receptor activity. The record is from RefSeq and is a predicted model, not a curated record. Gene Ontology annotation, biological process: iron ion transmembrane transport. The coding region runs from base 282 to 1775 and encodes 497 amino acids. The transcript is spliced from 12 exons. Lineage: Eukaryota; Metazoa; Chordata; Actinopteri; Perciformes; Percidae. Gene Ontology annotation, cellular component: plasma membrane.
UCAGCUGGAGUUCUGUGAUGGUCACAUGACGAUGUUGUGGAUAUAUUACUCCAAAUGUCUGAGCCUGUUCUCUUCUAUAGAACUCUGCAGCGCACACACACACACACACUCACACACACACACAGGGAGAGAGAGAGAGUGCAUGGUGCAGUUUUGAAUGACACUGACAGCUGACAAAAGCCUGGAGUUACAGCGUCAGGAAGCAACUUUUUGAGGGGAAUUAUGAGAAACGUGGAGCUGUGAUUUGCAUUUUUAAUUGCCAGCUGACAAGUCAGGAGGCGAUGGAGAACAAGGCCAUGUAUCUGAGCACAUAUGAAGAGAGAGAGAGCGGCUCCAUGUAUGAAGAGGCCUACGAUGGACACAACUUGUCCAAACUUAACCUGUGUGAUGAAGGUUCUGGUAAGCGGCGCAGGAAGCAGGAUCAGUGCUGUGCUCACCUGAACUCCCUCUCAGCCAUCAAGUACGCCAUCGUGUUCCUCUACAUCCUGGUCCUUCUCACCAUCUUUGGACUCUGCCUGGCAGUCUCUCAUUCCCAGGUGUCUUCACAGCGGCAGGCCGUGCUGAUGGAAAACGUGACCCGGAUGUCGGAGCGCUCUCGGCUGCUCCAGCAGACCCUGGGCGAGGCGUCCACUCAGGGUGACCUGCUGGAGAACAUCUGGAAACUGGAGAAUCUCUUCCAGAACCACAGCGACUGGCUGCAGAGGCUGGAGAUCCUCAUCAAGAGCCUGGAGGUGGAGCUGAGGAGCAUCCAGGCUAACUCCCUCCAGUCAGAGGGCUACCUGGUGCAGCUGGACGACAGGUUGUCCUCCCUAAGCAGCUCCACCGGCAGGAACCUGACGGGCCUGACCGCGGAGGUGUCCCGGGCCUCCACCUGGCUCCACGACCAGGACCUCCUGUUCAGGGAAACCUCAGGACAGGUGAGCAGGCUGAGAGAGAAACUGGACGAUGUCAGUUGGACGGUGGGAGCUGUCAAUCACACCUUCAGCAAUGACAUCAGUAUUCACCACUUGAAGAUACAAGACUUGCAGAUCCAGAUCAGCAACAUAACAGAGGACACCAGCAGUUUAUGGGUGACCCACGUCCACACGGAGGCCCAGCUGAGGAACGAGAUGGAGAUCCUCAACACAAUUACAGAGGACCUUCGCCUGAAGGACUGGGAGCACUCCCUGGCCCUGAAGAACCUCACCAUAUUCGAAGGUCCUCCCGGGCCAAAGGGAGAGAAGGGUGAUACUGGACCACUUGGGCCCCCCGGGGCUCCUGGGUUGACAGGCUUGAGAGGGCUUACAGGAGAAAAAGGGAUGCAGGGCGACCGGGGAAUUAAAGGGUCUGUCGGGGUCAGCGGUUUUCAGGGAGAAAAAGGAGACAUUGGACCUGCUGGUCCAAGAGGUGACAGAGGAGAAAGAGGGUUGAAGGGGGAGAAGGGGGAUCGAGGAGACAAAGGAGAGAAAACCGUUGAGGAGACCCUGGUGCGGCUGGUGAACGGGUCAGGUCCUCAUGAAGGUCGUGUGGAGGUUUUCCAUGAACGCCGCUGGGGGACGGUGUGUGACGACGUCUGGGACAAGAAGGAUGGAGACGUGGUGUGUAGGAUGCUUGGAUACCGAGGAGCUGCUGACGUCCAUAAGACCGGACGCUUUGGACAGGGUACUGGUCUGAUCUGGAUGGAUGAUGUGGCGUGUGCAGGGACCGAAGACACCAUCCACCAGUGCAAGUUUUCCGGCUGGGGCAAAACCAACUGCGGCCACGUGGAGGAUGCUGGUGUGACAUGCGCCGUCUAAAACUUUUAUGAUCCUGACCCUGCUGCAGCGGCCCGAGCAUCUCCUCCCAAACAGUGCCUUCGACUUUUAAGUAGCGAUAAGAUGCACAACGUCCUGCCAUCGCCAAGGGUGUCACAUUAGCAGUAUGUUGUUUUUUACCUGCGAAAAAAAAGUGACAAACCUCCAUGUUCUGCAUGAACUAUAUCUGCAGCUUUUCUUUAAGCUCAUGGUUAAACAUUUGAUGGUUUUACCUACAAGACUGAACCAUGGGAGCAAAGAAAAUGCACACAUUUUCAGACUUUGAGCAACCAUAAGAGCUAGAGAUGAUCACACUUCAUCAGGACUGAAUUACAGACCUCAUGUCUUCAAUGAAGCCAAAGGUCAGCUUUCAUAUAGUCUAUAUCAACCGCCUGAAAUUCUGCCGGAUGUCCCUCAUUUCGACCAGAUGUCCAUCAUCUUCAGCUUUCUUUGUGUUGGCAUUUUAAACUAAGGACUAUGGUUAACUGCUCCUCAGAUCUCUGCAGGGUAAAUCCAGACAGCUAGCUAGACUGUCUGUCCAAUCUGAGUUUUCUGUUGCACGACUAAAACAACCUUUGAACGUACGUACACGUUCCACCAAAACAAGUUCCUUCCCGAGGCUAUUUUGUAACGGCACUGUUGCUCUGUCUGGUGCUUAGCGCCGCCCAGGACAAUUGUGAUUGGUUUAAAGAAAUGCCAAUAAACCAGAAAAAGUUUUUCUCCCAUCCCAGAAUGCUGUGUGGAUUAGCCAGACCCUCCUGCGCAGCGCUGUGGAGGGUCUGGCAAUGCGAGACUAGCUUUCAUAGGGUCCAUCUCUCCUCAGAGGCUCGUCUCCAGUGUGGAUUAGAAGCUGAUCCAACAUCUUCAUCAGCAGAGACUUCAUUUGUCUCCAAGUUUCUGAGGAGCUGAAACGGCACAUAAAGAAACUGACAAGACUGACUCUUUGACAACUGAUUUACAGGCAGCUGCUCUUAACAGUAUUAUGUAGAGAUGGCUUUUGAAUGAUGCUAAACAUACACAGUUUUGACAUAUUAUAUAUCAAAUAGCAUUACCUAGUAAGUCGUAGUAAGUAGUAGUAAGUCGUUUGAUGAUUUGCAGGUCAAUAGCUGGUGAGUUAAAACUGGACUUAAAGGUGCCCUGAGGAGUUUUAUGUACAACAAACAACAAGCAGUCUUCUUCUUCUUUGCCUUUUUUGGCAAAAAAAGUUUCUUUGCCAAAGCUGCAGUUUUUAAAGUUUUAUAAACUCUCCUCUAAUCAAUAUUUUUACAUUGCAUACACAUAAUUAUUACCCACAGUAAAUCUGUACAAAGCUUAUUGUUUUGGGGUCAUCAACCUUAUCUUCAACUACAACAGGAAGCUGUUUUCUGUCAUAAAAGCUCUGAUAAACACACUUAACGUUACCUGGACAGAAACAACAAACAGACAGACAAAAACAGUUAGUGACUAGUUGGUGAAUAGAGUGGAACAUUUAGCAGUUAAAGAGACAGAUAUUUUUCUGAGCAGUUGGUGGAGGCCAAAAGCACGUGGACAGAAACAAGGCUCCACACGAAUGCUGUUCUGUGUCUGCUGGAUGUGUAAAUUGGCAAAUGUUUGCUGGCAACCUUAUGAGGAGAUAAUAUAUUUUAGGGCAGCCACGAGCAGAAAGAAAAGUCAUUUCGGCAGCUUUUAGCGCAGUUUUAACUUCAAUAUCUAGUUUCUUUAACCUGCAAAUCACCAAACCAGUUUAGGGUGUGCUAUAUUUUUUUUAUGGAAAUAAAAAAAAAAAGAAGAAGAAGCAACUAACAGAAUUUGGAAAGUGCUAUCUGUCACUGCAUUUGACAGAUGAAGUGAUUAUGAGGAAGAGAGAAAAGAUGAGCAUAAACAGAUGGAUGCCGGCCGUGUACAAUUUACAACUGUCGAUAUUUACUGCCAGAAGUUCGGAUGUUUCAGCAUAAAUGCACAUGUGUAUAUGCACCUCACAUACACACACACACACACACACACACACACAUGCCAAACCAACCAUAACAGACAAGCUUUUUCUUCAGUUUUAUGUCUCAGUGGGGUUUAAUCUUUACGGUUGCUCUUGAAUCCAAAAAGGUUGGUACCUCACAAGUGUCCUUGCAGGAAUCUGUCUCUUUACCCAGUCAUGUUUUAUAUUUGAAGAGGGGAAAUAUUUUUUAGUGCACCUUAAAAGUUGGCAAACAUAACAAACCUCAAAGGGCUGUAGUUGAAUACUCUCCGCUUCUAUAUGCUGUAGUUAAAUCUGUCUGUGUAAGCUCUCCUUGUUUAAACAAAUCAAAAAUA